AUGACAGGAAAAGCAUUGUUGGUAGCUAGCAGCUAUUACGGUCCCAUCUAUCCCGAUGGUAGAAACACGGGUGUGCAUUUCUCUGAACUUUUAACACCCUAUGAAAUUUUCCGCCAAGCUGGCUUGGAAGUCGAUAUUACAUCUGAAAAGGGAACUUGCAAAUUCGACGACGUUUCCGUCGAUGAAUCCAAAUUACCAGCAGAAAUAAAGAAUGUGCUCCACGACAAGAGCAAUGAAUUUUGGACCGCCAUAAACAAGAUGAAGCGUGCAGCUGAUGUGGAUUAUAGUCAAUAUAAUAUAUUCUUUGUCGCUGGUGGUCAUGCUGCACUUUUUGACUUACCAGGAGCGAUUGAUUUGCAAGCCGUUGCCGCACAAAUUUACAAAAAUGGAGGAGUUGUAUCUGCAGUUUGCCAUGGUCCUGUCAUUCUUCCUUUUGUUGCUGACUUGACUCGUCCAAACGCAUCUUCGAUCGUUCAAGGUCGUAAAGUGACUGCCUUCAACAGGGCCGGAGAAGAAAGCAUGAAGAUAUUGGAUAUUAUGAAGGAAAAGCACCUGCAAACCAUGAAUGAUCUUUUCAAGGAUGCUGGUGCUCAUUUCAUUGACCCACCUUCUCCCACGGACGAUUUUGUUCAAAGCGAUUCUCGCGUCGUGACCGGUGUCAAUCCUCAAAGCGCCGCUUCUACCGCCAAAGCCGCCCUCCAAGCUUCCAAGGCAUGA
Molecule: messenger RNA, 717 nt
Organism: Schizosaccharomyces osmophilus
Lineage: Eukaryota; Fungi; Ascomycota; Schizosaccharomycetes; Schizosaccharomycetales; Schizosaccharomycetaceae
Product: glyoxylase III Hsp3102
Exons: 1
Coding region: 1-717 (238 amino acids)
Molecular function (GO): glyoxalase III activity
Source: RefSeq, a predicted model, not a curated record